AGAUACCAACCCAUCCCAUAGCUUCUCCUACCUGUGCACGAAUAUCGUCCCUUUGUCCUUAAGCCAGGUAGCGAGAAGGUGGCCGUUUUGACCAUUCCAAACCAUUGCUUCGCAGUCACUCGACCCGUGAAGAGAUGGCUCCGAGACCCGUGUUAAAGCUUCUUACCUGUCUGGGCACCGUAGCGUUGCUGCCGCUGGUAAUAUCGCACCGUACCGACGGCUCCCUGCUGUUCCCUCUGUCGCUCGUCCACAUCAACGACAUUCACGCACACUGGGAGGAAAUCGAUACGGCAAGCGUUACGUGCGAUCCGAAACGGGACGGUGCGGCUGAGCAGUGUCUCGGAGGGUACGCCCGCACAGUUACGAUCGUGCGACAGCUGCUGCAGGAGCGCCCGAAUCCGGUGUACCUUAACAUUGGCGACAACUUCCAGGGUACGCUUUGGUACAACAUCCAUCGAUGGAAUGCGACGGCAUUUUUCCUCAACCUGCUGCCGGCGGAUGCUGUCACUGUGGGAAACCAUGAGUUUGACGAUGGAAUUGCCGGUGUGGUUCCGUUCCUGGAAGCGAUACAGUCGCCCGUUCUGCUGGUAAACGUGGACAACUCGAAGGAACCAACGUUCAGCAAGUUCCGCCCGUCGAUGGUGCUGGAGCGUGCUGGGCGCAAGAUCGGCCUGAUUGGAGUGAUCCUCCGCACCACGUACAACAUGGCCGACACUGGGGCGUUGGUUUUCGAGGAUGAGGCAGAAACUGUUCGCCUGGAGGCGGAUCGGCUUACAGCCGAAGGUGUGGAUAUUGUGGUCGUCCUAUCGCACUGUGGUCUCGAUGUUGAUCACAUUAUCGCAGCAAAUGCGGGCCCCAACGUGGACAUCAUUGUCGGUGGACAUUCCCACAGCUUCCUGUACAGCGGACAGAACGACAAGAUUCCAAUGACACCCGCUUCCGAGUAUCCAACGGUCGUCAACCAACCGGACGGACAUCGGGUGCUGAUCGUGCAGGCUUCCGCCUACACCAAGCUUGUCGGGGACAUUGUACUCUACUUUGACGACCAGGGCAUUGUGCAGCACUGGGAAGGUAAUCCGAUCUAUCUGUCGAACGAUAUCGUCCCCGAUGCGGAAGUGCUGGAAGCGAUCGCGCCCUGGAAGGUAGCGAUCGAUGCGGUCGGCGAGCGUACGAUCGGUGCGACGGCGGUCGAUCUGCUGAAACCGCCCUGCAACUUUGGCGAGUGUGUGCUGGGGAAUCUGAUUGCCGACUCGAUGGUGGAAGCGUUCGUGCCGAUGGCGGAGGAGGGCAGCUGGACGUACGCAUCGAUCGCAGCGAUUGCUGUUGGGCGUAUACGGCAGAGUCUUGUCCCGGGAGACAUUUCCUUCAAGCAUCUGAUUGAAGUGCUUCCGUUCGAGAACAAGCUGGUCUGUCUGGAACUUCGGGGCUUCCAGCUGGUCGGACUGCUGGAGCACGGUGCCGAGCUGUCGUGGGACGAGCAUCGGUUUAACGCCAAGAAUUUGAUGCACGUGUCCGGACUGCGCGUCGUGUACAACGUCACCAAUCCGAUCGGACACCGGGUACUGUCGGUGGAGGCGCUGUGUCAGGACUGUUCCAUGCCGAGCUACGCCCCAGUGGAGAUGUUCAAGAUGUAUCGUGUCGUUACGGUGUCGUAUCUGGCCGAAGGGGGUGAUGGUUUUGAGAUCUUCCCGCGCUAUGGUAGAAAUCGGGUCGUUGCACCGAUGGAUGAUGUGCAGGCUUUUGAGGAGUACGUGAAGCCACGCUCGCCCGUCGCUCCUGUGCUGGAGGAACGCAUUCAAAUCUUGAACUGAAAAAGGAAAAAAGUAAAUAAAUUAAUAUCACACAGCAGAUGAA
Molecule: messenger RNA, 1854 nt
Organism: Anopheles coluzzii
Lineage: Eukaryota; Metazoa; Arthropoda; Insecta; Diptera; Culicidae
Product: apyrase-like
Exons: 3
Coding region: 135-1811 (558 amino acids)
Biological process (GO): AMP catabolic process
Cellular component (GO): plasma membrane
Molecular function (GO): 5'-nucleotidase activity
Source: RefSeq, a predicted model, not a curated record